AUGUCCGCUACCAAGUCUAUCCUCCUUUCCAGUUUCCUCAUCGGAGCUGUCCAGGCUAAGGACCAUAGCUCGCACAACUGCUGCAUCAACUGGUCCAAAGUACCAGGCAGUAAUUACAACGGAUGGGGCGUCAAUUGGGGACUCACCCACAUAGCAUGCGACCGCUAUCCCGGCGAAGCUACAUGGAACGGACAGAUCUGCAACGAGAACUACAACGGCGCUAUUGGUGGGGGUGACUUCAUGUCAAAGUGCCAGGAUGCUGGAGUAGCAAAUGGAUAUACUCGUGAUCAGAUUGGUGCUGGAUACCGUGGCACUUGCUAA
Molecule: messenger RNA, 321 nt
Organism: Fusarium oxysporum Fo47
Lineage: Eukaryota; Fungi; Ascomycota; Sordariomycetes; Hypocreales; Nectriaceae
Exons: 3
Coding region: 1-321 (106 amino acids)
Source: RefSeq, a predicted model, not a curated record